GUUGGAUUCAAAUUCAUCACCAGCAAAUAGUCUUUUUCAAAGUCAGUUGAAAAUUAUAAACUGAACGUCUCAUUCAGUCUGCGAAUUGGUUGAAUACAAAUUUGAUUAAAUAAAAAUCCGAGAUCAGCUUUGCUUGUCUGAAAAAAAAACUAGAGAAGCAAUUGAAAACUAACCAAAGCAAACCCAUAUUAUCAGAAGAAACAAAAGCGAACAAAAAUAGGAAAAAAUGCCUCAGUUGAAUUCGAAAGCGACUCAGUAUGCAGCCCAGUAUCACAACAUGAGUGUGCCCGAAUACAUCACUUGGAGAGCACUCGGAGGAACAUGCGGCGAUGACGUCAGCGAAGAGAUUCUAGAAAAUUCUCAGAACUGGGAGACUUAUGACAUCCGGUACAACCUGUGGGCCCAGAUGUUGGUCGCCCCUCUCAUAGUCAUCCUCAACCUCUACAUCUUUCUGCGCAUUGUGGUGGGAAACGACAACCUUAGGAAGACUUUCGGCGCAGUCGCUUUCCAAGCAAUUGUUGAUGUCGUCUUCACAGGCACGGCCCUGAUAAUUCACGACAUGCUGUACAUUGUGUACGAUGGGAAGCCACUGAUGGAGGGGGGACUGGUGAAGCUAGUGUACACCUUCUCUACGGCCUCAUACAACAUCAACGCAUUCAACACCUCAGCUAUCCUGGCACACUUGGCGCUGGAUCGAUUCCUGACAGUGCGACUGGCCCACAUUCCCGACUCCACUCACAACAAGUUCAAACACGCCUCCUUUACACUCAUCGCCAUAUUCACCAGCUACUGUCUGUGGAUAACUGUGGUGCACUCUACCUAUCUGCAGCUAGACAACCCCUUCGAGGAGAGUGGACCCACUCUGAAGAAACUAUACCACAUAUUCUGGUACGAGGCUCCCUCUCUAUACAUCAUAACGUGGCUGUACAUUCUAGUGGUAGUCUCCACCUCAAUUCUCUACUCUUGUUUGGCCUACAUGCUCUUGAAACAGACCAAAUCUAUCGCAGGUAGGAAGAUGGACAAGAAGAUGAAGCGAAACAAGGAGAUCACUCUGCUCUUCUUCCUCUCCACUGUGGCUUAUGUGCUCCUCUGGUUCCCAGAAGUGUCCUACGCCUUCUUCUGGCAGUGGCGGAAGAUGCCCUGUCUCUAUACUCAAUACUUCAAGUUCAAAUAUUCAUCUCGCUUUGGUUUCUUCAUGGAUUGGGCGAGGGAACUUCUGUUCUACAUCUACAGUGUGGUGAACCCACUACUCUUCAUAGGAACCCAGAAGAACUUCCAUCUAAUGAGUUUCAAGCAGGACUUGAUGAAGAAGUUCGGCCGGAAAUGGUUGGGGGUGUUUUCGGAGAGGGCUAAUAACGACACAUCUGCCCGAGGGGGAGCGAGUUCGAAUGGAAACAUAACUUCGCCGUUGUGAUCCUAAAUCUGUUUAUUAACCCAACUCUGAUGUAUUCUAUAUGAAUCAUUGUUGUAAGACUAACCCUUGGCUCUUUUCCAG
Molecule: messenger RNA, 1495 nt
Organism: Symsagittifera roscoffensis
Lineage: Eukaryota; Metazoa; Xenacoelomorpha; Acoela; Convolutidae
Exons: 8
Coding region: 227-1414 (395 amino acids)
Cellular component (GO): membrane
Source: RefSeq, a predicted model, not a curated record